CAGCAGGCCGGGACCUCCCACUAAGGCCUGCCACAACCCAAGGAGGAGACAAAAGUCACCUCUUGGGCUGCAACAUUAACCGUCAUCAGGGCGCCUCCUCAUGGCGCACUGCCUCAACCCUGCCGCAGGAGGAGGUGGAGCCCGCGUUGUCGCCCCGCCCCCACCUCACGUGGCCCACGAGGCGCCGGAAGCGCGAGGGCUCAGAUGUUCCCGCUGUCUGCGAAGUUCCCGGAGACCGGAUCCCGCCGCGGGCUCGCGCUUGUGCUCGCGCUCCGGCCGCUGCGCGCGCUCGUUGCCCAUCCUCGUCCCGCCCCUAGACACCCCGGGCUCUCGGGGCAGCACAGCCAUGUGCUCCUUAGCGUCAGGCGCUACCGGCGGCAGGGGCGCUGUGGAGGAUGAGGAGGACCUGCCAGAACUGUCGGACAGCGGGGACGAGGCUGCCUGGGAGGAUGAGGACGAUGCUGAUCUCCCCCACGACAAGCAACAGACUCCCUGCCUGUUCUGUAACAGGUUAUUCACAUCUGCCGAAGAAACAUUUUCACACUGUAAGUCUGAGCAUCAAUUUAAUAUUGACAGCAUGGUUCAUAAACAUGGACUUGAAUUUUAUGGAUACAUUAAGCUAAUAAAUUUUAUUAGACUCAAGAAUCCUACAGUUGAGUACAUGAAUUCCAUAUACAACCCAGUGCCUUGGGAGAAAGAAGAGUAUUUGAAGCCAGUAUUAGAAGAUGACCUUUUACUUCAAUUUGAUGUGGAAGAUCUUUAUGCACCGGUGUCAGUACCCUUCUCAUACCCGAAUGGACUCAGUGAAAAUAUAUCUGUUGUUGAAAAAUUGAAACGUAUGGAAGCCAGGGCACUGUCUGCUGAAGCCGCAUUGGCUAGAGCACGUGAGGAUCUGCAAAAAAUGAAACAAUUUGCUCAGGAUUUUGUGAUGAACGCAGAUGUCAGAACCUGCUCGUCAUCUACUAGUAUCAUUGCGGACCUCCAGGAGGAUGAGGACGGUGUUUAUUUCAGCUCAUACGGGCAUUAUGGGAUACAUGAAGAAAUGCUAAAGGACAAAAUACGAACAGAAAGCUACCGAGAUUUCAUAUACCAGAAUCCACAUAUCUUCAAAGACAAGGUAGUUUUGGAUGUUGGGUGUGGGACUGGAAUUCUCUCUAUGUUUGCUGCUAAAGCUGGGGCGAAGAAGGUUCUUGGAGUUGAUCAAUCCGAAAUACUUUACCAGGCAAUGGAUAUUAUAAGACUAAAUAAACUUGAAGAUACUAUUACACUAAUUAAAGGAAAGAUUGAAGAAGUUCAUCUUCCUGUAGAAAAAGUGGAUGUUAUUAUAUCUGAGUGGAUGGGCUAUUUUCUUCUGUUUGAGUCUAUGUUAGAUUCUGUCCUUUAUGCAAAGAACAAAUACUUGGCAAAAGGAGGCUCGGUCUACCCUGACAUUUGCACUAUCAGCCUUGUAGCAGUGAGUGAUGUGAAUAAACAUGCUGAUAGAAUUGCUUUUUGGGAUGAUGUCUAUGGCUUCAAGAUGUCCUGCAUGAAGAAAGCAGUUAUUCCAGAAGCUGUUGUGGAAGUUUUAGAUCCGAAGACUCUUAUUUCAGAACCUUGUGGUAUUAAGCAUAUAGAUUGCCAUACAACAUCUAUCUCAGAUUUGGAGUUUUCAUCAGAUUUUACCCUGAAAAUCACAAAGACAUCCAUGUGCACGGCAAUUGCUGGCUACUUUGAUAUAUAUUUUGAGAAGAAUUGCCACAACAGGGUCGUGUUCUCUACGGGCCCUCAGAGCACCAAAACACACUGGAAACAAACAGUAUUUCUACUGGAAAAACCAUUUUCAGUUAAAGCAGGUGAAGCCUUGAAAGGAAAGGUCACAGUUCACAAGAAUAAGAAAGAUCCACGUUCUCUCACCGUGACCCUCACAUUGAAUAAUUCAACUCAAACUUACGGUCUCCAGUGAAAAAGCCAUAAAAGCACACUACCUUGUUUUUAAUGUGGGGUAGAGUGAGUCAGCAGGAGGGAGCCGCUUUUAUGUGAGCAGACGGAUGGAUGAUGGACCCCUCCCUAAUGAGCCUUCUUAAUAAGAGAAGUUCUUACUGUGAGAAUCUGACAUAGUUCAGCUGAGGAAGAGAAUCAGCUGAUCCUCGUGGUCUGCCACGUAACCAUUUUCUUAGAAGUUUGCUCCACCAGAUUUAACCAAAUAUAACUCCCGCCUUAAGUUUAUCUAUAUAGAAAAUUAUUUACAUUGGCCUGUAUUUGGAAGAGAGAUAGUCUUUUGUUUUUAAUAAGUUUCUUACUAUAAAUUUUAAACAAAUUGGCUAUUGGGAUGUUUUAUUAAACUAGUAACACAGGUAGUACAUAUUUUAUUACGGACUCCUCAGAAGAGGAGUUGUUUUUAAUUAUAUUAUUUGCUAGAAAAUCAGGAUGUAAUAAAGAUUAGUGUAAAAAAUCUAAAAUAUGGAAAAUAGCUUCAGCCUUCUUAUACAAAUCAUAUAUGCAGACAGCCUAAUUGAUUAAGGUUCUCAUUUUGUAGUUUCUUCCCUCUUUGUAACUAUUCCUUAGCCUUAUAGAUUUUUAGUACUUCCCAGGAAAUCUAAUUUCAAUACAUUUAUCCUAGGUUUCAUGAAAGUUUUUAAAGAUUGGGAUAAAUAUGUACUUAUUUACUAAUGUAUCAUCUCUUUCAAACUAGAUUUAUGUGCAAAGGUUAAACAUGUAACUGUUACUGUACUUAGUACUCUAUAAAGUUGUCAUUUACAAUUACUGAUUCAAUUUGAAAUGUAGAAAGAAAAAGCUUCAAUAAAAUGUAUCAACUUAUAAAAUAUUUUUAAAAUAUUUAUAUUAUAAAAAGUUUCAAUAAAACGUAUCAAACAA
Messenger RNA from Piliocolobus tephrosceles (Ugandan red Colobus), 2853 nucleotides. It is a transcript of the gene PRMT3, whose product is annotated as protein arginine methyltransferase 3. Gene Ontology annotation, biological process: peptidyl-arginine methylation, to asymmetrical-dimethyl arginine; chromatin remodeling. NCBI's taxonomy places the organism in Eukaryota, Metazoa, Chordata, Mammalia, Primates, Cercopithecidae. Gene Ontology annotation, cellular component: nucleus. Gene Ontology annotation, molecular function: histone methyltransferase activity; protein-arginine N-methyltransferase activity. The coding region runs from base 101 to 1942 and encodes 613 amino acids. The transcript has 16 exons. The record is from RefSeq and is a predicted model, not a curated record.